UUAAAGGAUGAAUUGGAACAAAAGGAUCAAGAGAUUGGAGGAUUGCAUGGCAUACCAGGUAAACUAGAUGCAACCGUUGGAGAAAUGCGCACAUGGUUCAGAUCGUUGAUUCACAUGAACCAAUCAUCGAUCAAUUGGCAAUAUCAACAGUUGGAAGAAUUCGAAGUUUUCGCACGUACCACACUAGAGCAAGAGUGGGAAAUUUGGUUGGAAAAGAUGACGUCAUCACAUAUAAAUUUGGUAAGUUGGAUCCAAGAAAGAUUUGCUGAGAUGGCAGCAUUGGAAAAAGAGGAAGCUACCGCUCGUAAUAAGUAUAACCAUGAAUUUUAUGAUUCGGUCAAAGAUAUUGAGAGUCGACGUUGUGCGCUAAAGGCAAUGUUGAGUGGGUGGAUACUUGAAUAG
Molecule: messenger RNA, 402 nt
Organism: Trypanosoma theileri
Lineage: Eukaryota; Euglenozoa; Kinetoplastea; Trypanosomatida; Trypanosomatidae
Exons: 1
Source: RefSeq, a predicted model, not a curated record